Molecule: messenger RNA, 1562 nt
Organism: Lolium perenne
Lineage: Eukaryota; Viridiplantae; Streptophyta; Magnoliopsida; Poales; Poaceae
Source: RefSeq, a predicted model, not a curated record
AUUAGUGCUGGAAGCACAAUGACAGACAGUGAAAAUCAAUUCGACGAAUCAAUGGCCAUACAGGGGAACUUUUCAUUUAUGGCUUUACUAAAUGGAGAACUUGAUAUGAACUAUUCAUCUUCAGCUACACAUAUCCAGGGAGAAGCACACUUGCAAGCUGAAAGAACCUCAGGGACAUCGACACAUCAACAUGGCCAGAAAAAUACUGAGCAUGAGGAGCCUGAAGAUAUUCCAUGGGAGACAAGUUUCUUUAAUGACAUGCAACUUGACGAGGUUGUUCAUGAAGAUGACCAAGGAGAGGGGGAUAAGCAGGACUUCGACCACACAUGGUAUCUGGACAGAAGUAAUGAUAACAAUGGCGAAGCUGAUUCUGCGAGAAAAAGAAAUUCAGAUAGAUCAGAUGAAAAAGGACAGGGAGAAGACAAAUACAUAACUGAAGAAGAUAUUGAGAUAUUCCUAGAGAAUGACGAGUCGGCAACAGAUCAAAACAAUGAGCACCCAACUCAAAACACUAGUCCAACGCUAGCAGAAGAACUAAAGCCAGAGAAGGGGAUGGAAUUUAAAUCAAGAGAGGAUGCUCACAGGUUCUUGAACACAUAUUCUUAUGCUGCUGGCUUUUCAAUUGCUGUGGCGUCAGUGUACCGUACGACAAGCAAGAAAAGAAACAAUGAGAUAACAAGGGCAACGAUAAAAUGCAGUAAACAUGGACAUAACACAGAGGCUGAACAUGAACAGGUUGUGGCACAGAGACAGACAACAGUGUUUGUUAGGACUGAUUGCAAGGUGGAGAUGGUAAUCAAUGAAAAAAAUGGUAUUUGGAAGAUAACAAACCUGAAACUUGAGCACAAUCAUCCUCUUGAACCAGGGAGUAGGUUCUUCCGAUCACACGUCUACAUGAAAAAGGAGGAGAAAUCGAUAAUAAGAACUAUGAAACAAUGUAACAUUCCAACUAGACUUAUUGUUUCAGUUCUUGCACACAUGAGAGGUGGCAUGGAGCAGCUUCCAUACAACAAGCGCAAAGCCUGUAACUAUGCAUCAACAGUUAUCAGAGAGCUAAAACACUCUGAUCUCAUGGAGGUUCUCGCAUGGUUCAACAAGAAACAAGCUGAAGAACCUGGCUUUUAUUACUCUUUGGAUCUAGAUGGAGAGAACAAAGUUAAAAGCAUUUUCUGGUCUGAUGCAAGGGCGAGACAGUACUAUCAACUAUAUGGAGAUUGCAUAUGCUUUGACACUACGUUCUUGACAAACAAGUACAAUUUACCAUUUGCUGCAUUUGUUGGAAUAUCACCACAUGGGAAAACAUAUUUGUUUGCUUGCGGAUUCAUCAUAAACGAACAAGCAAACUCAUUUGAAUGGUUAUUCAGACAAUUCCUAACAACAAUGGGUGGCAUACCUCCUUAAUCAAUAAUGACUGAUCAGUGUAGGUCAAUGGGCAGUGCAAUAAAAGAGGUUUUCCCAAACGCAACACACAGAAAUUGUUUGUUCCAUGUGAAGAAGAAUUGCGAUGACAGAAAUGGACCAACAUUUGCAGAGAAUGAAGGGUUGUAUGAGGAUAUGCAAGA